AUGGCAGCUGAUGCCGUGUUCCUCCCAUUCGAACGAUACCACCUGCCUGAUUUCAUGAAGCGCCACAACAUCCCCACGGCCGAGUAUCAGACCUUCUCCGCCCAAAAUGGCGGCCUGGAAGCCGCGCUGAAGUACAUCGACUCCGUGCCCUUUGAUGUGGUCGUGAAGGCGAGCGGCCUCGCAGCCGGAAAAGGUGUGGUUGUGCCGGAGACUCCCGAAGAGGCCAAGGCUGCCGUGCGCGAGUGCUUGGAAGCGAAGAAGUUUGGCGACGCAGGUAGGGGCCACGGUUCGAAGGAAUGA
Messenger RNA from Symbiodinium natans, 300 nucleotides. NCBI's taxonomy places the organism in Eukaryota, Dinophyceae, Suessiales, Symbiodiniaceae. The record is from the annotation of a GenBank genome assembly.